Tarenaya hassleriana is the source of this 661-nucleotide messenger RNA. RefSeq lists its product as uncharacterized. The record is from RefSeq and is a predicted model, not a curated record. NCBI's taxonomy places the organism in Eukaryota, Viridiplantae, Streptophyta, Magnoliopsida, Brassicales, Cleomaceae. The coding region runs from base 8 to 661 and encodes 217 amino acids. The transcript has 3 exons.
AUCAUCAAUGGGGAGCUUGGGGGAUGAUGAAUUCGAACAGCUUGUGAUAGAUUACAUAGAAUCUCCGGUGGUCGAUCAUCGGAAAAAGUCUCCGACACCACUUUCUCCUCUUCUCUCUCUCAAGGAGGUGCUUGGCAACGUGCAUGAAGAUGAGAGAGAGAUUAUGCAGAAGAUAGCGGCUUAUAGCAAGAGAAAGAAAUUGCCAUAUGAAGGAGACGACGAGAAGAGAGAGAUGAUGAAGAAAUUGGUCGCUAAGCUCAAAUCCGACGGCUACGAUGCUUCUCUCUGCAGAACUUCUUGGGAUUCUUCUUUCGAUCGCCGUGAAGGUUGUCAAGUGUUCAAGUUCAAGGGGAAGUACGAGUACAUAGACGUGAUAACGACAACGAGUGCUAACGGUGAAACAAAACCCAGAAAACGUAUAAUCGUUGAUUUGGAUUUCAAAUCACAGUUCGAAGUGGCGAAACCUGCAAAGGCAUACAAAGACAUAACUCAGAUUCUUCCCGUCGUGUUCGUUGCGACAGAGGAGAGGCUCAAGAAGGUUGUGUCUUUGGUUUGUUCCGCGCUGAAACGGUCGAUGAAAGAGGAAGGAAUGCACUUGCCUCCGUGGAGGAAACCCGAUUACAUGCGAUCCAAAUGGCUGUCCGAGAAUCGGAAGACAUAA